Molecule: messenger RNA, 1558 nt
Organism: Saccoglossus kowalevskii
Lineage: Eukaryota; Metazoa; Hemichordata; Enteropneusta; Harrimaniidae
Product: tyrosine--tRNA ligase, cytoplasmic-like
Biological process (GO): tyrosyl-tRNA aminoacylation
Molecular function (GO): ATP binding; tyrosine-tRNA ligase activity; tRNA binding
Source: RefSeq, a predicted model, not a curated record
UUUUUCCCAUCUGAUGUAAUACAUUGGUAAACGUGUUUCCAAGAAGGAGUACCAACUGUCUCGAACAGUACCGUCCAUUCUCAUUUCAUCGACCGACUCAAACAACUAAUAUUUCUGAUAGUUUUUGUCCAAUAAUUCAGAUCUGCUUGUAAAUACCAUGGCAACAAGUGAAGAUGAAGCGAAAAAGAGACAUCAUUUGAUCACCAGGAACUUACAGGAAGUUCUCGGCGAUGAUCGUCUUCUGCAGAUGCUGAAAGAUGGAAAAGACAUCAAUAUCUACUGGGGGACUGCCACAACGGGAAAACCUCAUGUAGCAUAUUUUGUGCCAAUGAGUAAAAUUGCUGAUUUUCUCAGAGCUGAUUGUCAUGUGACGAUUCUGUUUGCUGACCUCCAUGCAUACCUAGAUAACAUGAAAGCACCGUGGGAAUUACUGGCAUUGAGAACGCAGUACUACGAAGCUGCCAUCAAGGGAAUGCUGGAAUCCAUCGGAGUGCCAUUGGAAAAACUCAAGUUUAUUCGUGGCACAGAAUUUGAGCUUUCUAGAGAGUACACCUUAGAUGUAUACAGAUUGACAUCAUUAGUCACACAGCAUGAUGCCAAGAAAGCAGGUGCUGAGGUUGUUAAGCAAGUGGAUCAUCCGUUGCUAAGUGGAUUGCUGUAUCCAGGGUUACAAGCGCUGGAUGAAGAGUACCUCAAGGUAGACUGCCAGUUUGGAGGAGUUGAUCAGCGCAAGAUUUUUACAUUUGCUGAGAAGUAUCUUCCACAGCUUGGUUAUAAAAAAAGAAUUCAUCUUAUGAACCCCAUGGUUCCUGGUUUGACAGGAGCAAAAAUGAGUUCAUCAGAAGAGGAUUCCAAAAUAGAUCUACUAGACAAUUCCAAUUCAGUUAAAAAGAAACUAAAGAAAGCCUUUUGUGAACCGGGCAAUGUAGAAGACAAUGGAAUACUGUCAUUCGCCAAACAUGUUGUGUUUCCAUUAUUUAGCGAAGGUCAAAAAUUUGUCAUACAAAGAGAUGAGAAGUUUGGAGGCUGUGUGGAAUACCCGGAUCACGAUUCCUUGAAGGAAGCUUUCAGAAAGGAGGAGGUUCAUCCCGGCGAUCUGAAGCUGGCCGUGGAAGGCUACCUCGAUAAAUUACUCGAUCCAAUCAGGAAGAAAUUUGAAUCUAAAGAGUUGAAAAAAUUGGUCAGUCAAGCCUACCCUUCAUUGCCUAAAGCAAAGGGCGGUAAGAGUGGUGCGGCUGCUGCGACAGAAGAGAUCACGCCAGCGAGGUUGGAUCUUAGAAUUGGUAAAAUAACGUCAGUGGAGAAGCAUCCUGAUGCCGAUACCCUGUAUGUAGAGCAGAUUGACAUUGGUGGUGGUGAGACACGUACUGUGGUGAGCGGGCUGCAAGGGUUGGUGCCGAUGGAGGAAUUACAAGACAGACUGGUCGUAAUGUUAUGUAAUCUCAAACCUGUAAAGAUGAGAGGAGUUGAAUCUAAGGCAAUGGUGAUGUGUGCAGCUAAGCUGAUUUUAGAACAACGUCAGAGUGUGUUGCUGAAUGGAACGGUUCCGCUUUUAUGA